Enterobius vermicularis (human pinworm) is the source of this 606-nucleotide messenger RNA. NCBI's taxonomy places the organism in Eukaryota, Metazoa, Nematoda, Chromadorea, Rhabditida, Oxyuridae. The record is from the annotation of a GenBank genome assembly.
AUGCAGCCGAUCUGUUUCUAUAGAAUGACACCGUACACGUUAUGCGACGUUUUUACCGCAUGCAUUUUUGGCAUCGGGCAGCUUAGUGGUACAGGAAACCGCACGCUCAGAAUCGUUAAGUUUUCCGUGGCGGCUGUUUUACCAUCAAGUCCAGCCGUGCAAGCAUGCGUUAUGAGCUCUCGUCAACGUUUAACAAAUAAAUUGGUCAAGGAAAAUGAUAACUUUGAAAAAUGCGUAUGGACUCUUCUUAAACCGACAUCACUAAGUGCUAAAGCACGUGCGAUACACUAUAUCCGUGAGCAGACCUGCAGAAAUGAAUCACCAAUUCCAAAAAACGUUGGUCGUUUGAUCCGAGGCCUUUUAAAAUGCUUGAGGCUGCAUUAUGAGAAUAUUCAAAGUGAUGCAGUGUGGUCAUUAAUUAACUAUGCCUGUGAGCCCCACAACAUCUGCAGUCAAAUAGUUGUUCGAGGUGGCUUGGAAGAACUGUUAAGAUGUGCUCAGCAGGCAGAAGGUGAGUUACGUUGUAUGGCGAUAUGGGCUGUUGGAAACAUCGCUGCAGACUGCUUCGCUUGUAGAGCAAAGGUUCUAGUUAUUAAUAAGAUUUAA